Messenger RNA from Manihot esculenta (cassava), 1715 nucleotides. RefSeq names its product flap endonuclease 1. Gene Ontology annotation, molecular function: DNA binding; 5'-3' exonuclease activity; 5'-flap endonuclease activity. The transcript is spliced from 17 exons. The record is from RefSeq and is a predicted model, not a curated record. NCBI's taxonomy places the organism in Eukaryota, Viridiplantae, Streptophyta, Magnoliopsida, Malpighiales, Euphorbiaceae. The coding region runs from base 149 to 1306 and encodes 385 amino acids.
GCCUCAGGAGUUCGCGCGUCUGUACUCGCAAUAGGCGGGAAAGAGUCUCUCCUGUUUUUGUAACCUAAAAACCUCCAAAACCUCAAUUCCAAAAUCUGACCCUCUUAUUGAAUCUUAACUUUCACCUGCAAUAUAUCAUUAACUAUCAAUGGGUAUUAAGGGUUUAACGAAGCUAUUGGCGGACAAUGCCCCGAAAGCCAUGAAAGAACAGAAAUUUGAGAGCUACUUUGGACGCAAGAUCGCCAUUGAUGCCAGCAUGAGCAUCUACCAGUUUCUUAUUGUGGUGGGAAGAAUUGGGACUGAAAUGCUAACUAAUGAGGCUGGCGAAGUUACUAGUCAUUUGCAAGGCAUGUUUACUCGGACAAUCAGGCUUCUCGAGGCUGGAAUAAAGCCUCUUUACGUGUUUGAUGGCCAGCCUCCAGACUUGAAAAAGCAAGAGCUUGCAAAGCGUUACUCAAGAAGGGCAGAUGCUACUGCAGAUUUGGCUCAAGCUGUGGAGGCUGGCAACAAGGAAGACAUUGAGAAAUUCAGUAAGCGGACAGUGAAGGUGACAAAGCAGCACAAUGAAGACUGCAAAAGACUUUUAAAACUCAUGGGAGUACCAGUAGUUGAGGCUCCUUCUGAAGCAGAAGCAGAGUGUGCUGCACUUUGCAAAUCAGGGAAGGUUUAUGCUGUUGCAUCUGAGGACAUGGAUUCCUUAACUUUUGGAGCUCCUAAGUUUCUUCGCCAUUUGAUGGAUCCCAGCUCAAGAAAAAUCCCAGUUAUGGAAUUUGAAGUCUCAAAGAUUUUGGAGGAAUUGAACCUUAGCAUGGAUCAAUUCAUUGACCUGUGCAUCCUUUCUGGAUGUGAUUAUUGUGAUAGCAUCCGAGGAAUUGGCGGGCAGACUGCCUUGAAACUCAUUCGUCAGCAUGGUUCUAUAGAGAACAUAUUGGAGAACAUAAACAAAGAGAGGUUCAGGUAUCAAAUACCAGAGGAUUGGCCAUAUCAAGAGGCUCGACAUCUUUUUAAAGAACCAAUUGUCCUUGCUGAUGAAGAGGAGCCUGAGCUUAAGUGGAGUUCCCCAGAUGAAGAGGGGCUGAUUAAUUUCCUGGUGAAUGAAAAUGGUUUCAAUAGUGAUCGGGUGACAAAGGCAAUAGAAAAAAUUAAAGCAGCUAAGAACAAGUCAUCACAGGGCCGACUGGAAUCAUUCUUUAAGCCAGUUGCCAACUCAUCUAUACCUAUUAAACGGAAGGAAACACCGGAUAACAAUGCUAAAGAAACUAGUGCCAAGAAGUCCAAGGCUGGAGGUGGUAAGAAGAAGAAAUAGCUAUUUGGCAUUAGAGCCUCAUCAACGCAUGGAUGGUAAUCAGUUAAGAAGUGUGACAUAUGGCAAUUUAUUUGCCUGCAUCAUUUUCUCUGUGGUGUGGGAAUUCCAAGUUCCAUUUUGUUUUAUGCAUGUGAAGGGUGUUUAAGCGAGUAACGGCUGCCGUUUGAUGCCAGACAUGUUAUUGAACAAUGUCAUAUUUCCUAUUCAGUACAGUCAAUAUUUAUCGAUUUAGCAGUUUCUGCAUCAGACAUCUUUCUCAUGCCCAGGAUGCAGGGAAUGCACGCUGAUUUAUGUUCAUUAAUACUUUAUGUAAGUAUCAAUCUGGAAAAUUGCAAGGUGUAUAAUGAUUUAAUCUUUUUAGAUUUGUGGAUCUUUUAAUUGAUUAAUCUGAAGAGUUUUGCUUCUGCUA